Molecule: messenger RNA, 1261 nt
Organism: Daldinia loculata
Lineage: Eukaryota; Fungi; Ascomycota; Sordariomycetes; Xylariales; Hypoxylaceae
Exons: 1
Coding region: 291-980 (229 amino acids)
Source: RefSeq, a predicted model, not a curated record
GCUCCAUUGCAAGCUAAAUUCUCUAAAUCCCCCUAAUUUGCCUUAUUACCUGAAACGACGCAACCACCAUUACGGCCCCCUUAUCGACUUAAUCUGCGAUCAUCCGGAGUUCCGGCCGCAUACAUAUAUAUAACCCCUCACUUCGCCCUCAUUUAUGAACUCACCCGCAUAGCCUACCUCCUAGUUUACAUCACAUUUGCUUUUCGUAAACAUUCCCUGCUGCAGCAUCGGAACAAGCCCACGCAUAAGAUCGAUCCAACACAAACAUAAAAAAAAAAGUAAACGCAGCCAUGGCGCCCGUCACAGAACUCAUCUCCCUAACCCUCAAGCCGGACCUCCCCGCCGCCGAAGCCACCUCCAUCCUCGAGACGACCGCCGCCACCCUAGCCGCGCAGCCGGGGUGCCUGCGCGUGCGCACGUCCCGUCUGCACGAAGACGUCAACGCGGUGCGCAUCUUCGCCGACUGGGAGUCCGUCACCGCGCACCGCGCCUUCGAAAAGACGGAAGCGUACGCCCCGUUCAAAGCGCGCGUGUUCGGGGCCGUCACCGCCCCGCCCCAACGCCCGUACCACGUCGAGUUUGCGCCGUUCCCGGUCGCCGCGCUGGACAACGCGGGGCCCAGCAGCAGGACCCCCGUCGCUGAGGUCUUGCAUAUCUGGUUUGCGGGGGACUACCCCGAGGACGCGCGCAAGCGCACGACCGACGCGGUGGUGGAGUUUACGCGGCGGAUGACGCUGUUUGCGGAGGGGUUGACGGGCGAGACGGCGCUGGGGUGGUCGGUGGAGCGGGAUAUUGACCGUGAGGGUGUGCCGAGUAGUGCGUUGGUUUUGAUCCUGGGGUGGACGAGUGUUGAGGCGCAUAUGAAGGCGCGUGAUCACCCUGAGUUCGCCAAGAUUAUUCCGCUGUUGAAGGAUCUAGAGGGAUUGAAGGGUCUGGAGAUGAACCAUGUGAGCAACACUACGGUUGAGGCGAGUAGCUAGAUGCGCUGAUUGUGGGAUGAGACGGCGGGGUGUAAGAUGGACGUGAAGAAUACCCCGAUGGUGGAGGGGAUUUUUGCUAAGUACCUCCUAUUGCGGAUAGACUGUCUCGUUUCUUGACGAAAUCGACGUGUGCAUCGCUCUUUACAUACGAUAUGAUAUUCCAUGAAAUAUAAAAAAUGCUCAAUAUGACAUUCAACUGAGACUCUAGUACUCGUUUCUGAACGUUUCUAGGUUUCGUUGUGGCUAGUACAAGUUUCCCCCUUUCUUACCGUACGUCUUAU